AAUUGCUACCCCCUCUCCUGGUGUUGCCCACUAUGUGAUUUGGGGAUCUUAUCUAUUUCUGCAGUACUGGUUUUACAUGUAGAAUGGUGUGCCUUCUAAUUCUGCCUUAGUCUUGAUGACUAUGAGAAUGAAGCUCUUUUGGAUGAGAAUACUGCAAAAAUAUGUUGGAUAAAGUUCAGUCUAUUACAGAAUCCUCUAUAGUGAGUUCUCUGUUACCACUGUAGAACAAGUCCCGUUUUAGUUAUUACAUGGAAAUGUAUGUUAGUUGGUAUUUUAAGAUCACAUACCCCACUUACAUUUACCUCCAGUAUAUCCGAUAUUUUCAGUAUUCUAGUGUGCAGGUCCUGUCCCCAUUUAACCUUGAGAAAUUCUCAAUAAGGGAGUUCAGACUCCUUCACAAAUCCCCAGUGUAUAUGAGGAGGCUGUGUGGGUUAUCUCACACUCAUGAUUUAGCAAUGCUGAGAAGGAGAUGUAUCUGAAUAGAAGUCCAUAGGAGAAGGGUCCAAGGCCAAUUAGGAGACUCUUUGCAUGAAAGUGCACUAUGUGACUAUGACUGUACAUGUGUGAGACCUUUUAUAUUUGAAUACAUGCAUCAUGAGCUUUUAAUGUGGGUGGGGGUUGCAUGAAUCUGCCUAUUGUGAAAUAGACCAGCUUUGCAUUAUCAUGGAGGGAAAAUAAGUAACCAUGGCUUAUUUUUCCUCCCUACAUGAGCCAUUGUGAGCAGCCUAAUUAGCAUAAUAAUUCUUGCACCCUGAACCCUUAGAACAAGCCAUGGAUUUCAGAGUGGUUGUAAGCUACCCAUCUUUGUUGUGGCUUAUUUUUUCCUCUGUGGUCAUGUAGACCUGGCUGAUGUAUCCUGAAGAGAAAAAGUGGUGGGAAAUGGAUAUCUGUUGUUGGCACUGGGAAAGCAUUAGGAAAGACUAAUUUCCUUCAUUAUUUUUGUCUCCCUGAGUCCUAUCCUUGGGGAACAUAAAUGACCCUCUUUCUGUGUCACAUAGUUCAUCUGUGUGGGAUGUUGCAGAGUAGAUGAAAAGAGGCAGCAUUGAACAGAGCACGAAAUGCUGCUGUUUUGCUUCAGGAAGGACAGGUAAACAGAUGCAGCCCAUUCACUGCCUAUGGUUUGAGACUAUUAAUUGUUAUCUCCUUGCCCUCAUAGUUAAGAAGCAAUCUUGUACAAGUUUAGACAGAAAAACGCCUUAUAACUCCAGGCAUGCCCCAUAUGCAAUGAGAGCUGCAGGUCUUUAUUUUAUGUAAACUUACAUAGGAUUGCACCUUUCAAUGCUGCUUGCAUAGGCAAGAGAUCAGAGAGAGAGAGAAUUCCUUGGCCCAAGGCCACUUCUUGACUUCAUAAUUAAACUGUCAUUUGAAAUAGCCAAGGCCCUAUCAACAAGAUUCUGGCUGUAAGGCUUGGUUCCUUACAAGUUCUCCAACUUCACUAUUAAAAUACGCAGAUUCCUACAACACUCACUAUAUGAAAUAGAUUUAUAUUCUAUGCAUUUAAUAUAGUUAGGAUGAAUUUCAAAAGUAAGUCUGGCAUGAUUUUAAGACUAACCUUUAAUUCUAUGUGUAAUUUAUAUCAGAUAUGUCCCUCUGGCAGUUCACUUUCUCUAGUAUAAAAGCCUAGGGAAAGAAUGUACUAGACUGUAUUUGUUACAGUGAAUGUUAAAUGGCUAUCAUGGGUUUUUGACUGGGGUGGGUAGGCCUCAGGCUUGCAAGAUUUAUUUUGUUUUUACUAGAGUUCCUAAGAUCUACCAACCAUGGCCAAGUGCAAAAUACACAGAAUUAAAGAAUUCUAAGCCCAGGAGUGAACUGAAUGGAACUCACAAUCCUACAAUGCACAAAUCUUCUACUUAUUUCCCUCUCCCAAGAUUUCCUCAUUUCAGCAGUAUAAUUUGGGGAAGAGGAGAGUAAUUUUGUUGCUCCUAUUAUACAGUUGGGAAUCAGGUAUCUGUGCCUUUCUACUAUAAACUGUUUAGAGCCUUGCCAGUAGAUCCAGUAGAUUGUAUAUUCCCCUGUUUUUGACACUAGCCAAUGUGUUAUUUUAAGAAAUGCAAUUGGAAGAAAGAUUUUUACAUUCCUUUGCAGGUGGUGAUAAAUGUGCAGUAAACAUUAACAAUUUUCUCAGUCUCCUUUACAUUACAUUGCAUUAAGCUAUACUGGGUUUGGGGUGUGAACAAAGUAAAAUAUUCCCAUGAAACCUAUCCCUGAGCUAAAAAUACAUCUAUGAAUUCUUGUCAGUCUGUACCUGCUAGCAACAACAUGAGCAAAUUGUUCUAAGCUUCUUAGCACUUACAUGUGUGCAUUCUAAACUUGGAUUUCUUGUGAUGGUAUAGAGGCCAGGACCAAGAAAAGUGGAAUGUAAUACUUUAAUUUAUCCAGUGAAUAGUCUGUUUGUACAAAAUAUGUUGUGACUUUUUAUUUUUUCUUCCAGAACUUAAAUGACUUUCAAGGUAUUAGGGACAACUAUGGUCAGAUUUCUCCUUCUGUGAAAAUUCUGCUAUAUUAAAAUGACAGCAAAUAAGCCCAAAAGUCAAAAUUCUUUGGCUCUUCAUAAAGUCAUCAUGGUUGGCAGCGGGGGUGUAGGAAAAUCUGCAUUAACUCUGCAGUUCAUGUAUGAUGAGUUUGUGGAAGACUAUGAACCUACCAAAGCAGAUAGCUAUCGAAAAAAGGUGGUCCUUGAUGGGGAAGAAGUCCAGAUAGAUAUAUUGGAUACAGCAGGACAGGAGGAUUAUGCUGCAAUUAGAGACAACUAUUUCCGAAGUGGAGAAGGUUUUCUUUGUGUGUUUUCCAUUACAGAGCUUGAAUCUUUUGCAGCUACAGCCGACUUUAGAGAACAGAUUUUAAGAGUAAAAGAAGAUGAAAAUGUUCCUUUUUUGCUAGUUGGUAACAAAUCAGAUUUGGAGGACAAAAGACAAGUUUCUGUAGAAGAAGCAAAAAAUAGAGCUGAUCAGUGGAAUGUUAACUAUGUGGAAACAUCUGCUAAAACACGAGCUAAUGUUGACAAGGUAUUUUUUGACUUAAUGAGAGAAAUCAGGGCAAGGAAGAUGGAAGACAGCAAAGAAAAGAAUGAAUUUUCCAGCCUUGGUUUGAAAGGACACGCAGAUCAGUUCCUUGAUGGUCUUGCAAGAAGCAUACAAUUUUUGAUUAAGACCCAAAUUAAGUUGUUGACAGCAGAAGUGAGCUCUCUGCAGGCCAAUUUGUUGUGGUCUGUCUUAAGACACUCUGCUUAUGCUCCUUACUGCAUAAUGGCUCCUCUAUAGACCAGAAUCAAAAUAAAAGCUUAUGAAAACAUUGUUCUGUACAACUGUGUUUGGCAUGCACCCAGCUCCUGAUGUUGGCUUUAAACUAACACUCUUUCUGUCUCUGUCUGUCUUAUCUGUCUCUGAGUGUGUGUGUGCAUGUGAAUGAGAGAGAAGUAUGUAAGGAUACAGUUCAGUGCAUGCAGAAUCCUGAGAGUGAGAAGGCUUCUUCCUGCCUAAACGUACAUAGGAUUGCACCCUAAAGUGCUUCUGUGCUAGACCAAAAAGUCCAUGGAACAUCCCUUGAUGCAUUUGUGUUGGUUUUACUGCAUUUAGUGCAGAUCUUACAGUUUCCUCUACAUAUUAUCUUGUCUGGGAGAAAGUAUCCAUAAACAAAGUUAGAGCAGAGUGGGAAUUAACUAUCUGGGCAUUCUUUAAAUAUGUGGCAUGUGACCUUUUUGCUGAGUAGACAUUUAAACUCUGGUAAUAAACUUCUUGUCGCCAGCCACUGCAUGUUUUACAGAUUAGGACCAUCUUUGAUGUAAUAUGUCAAAGUGUGUUGGCUCGUGGGAUAUAGUUUCAACAUAUUUUGUUCCUGAGUAUUGUUUGGGCAUUUCCAUCCUAUCAUCUUAUAAGCUGCUAGACCUUGCCAAAGCAGGGGUGGGGGAGUUGUUAGCAAGAACAAUAGCAUGAUAGGACAGAGUGCAUUGUAUGACUUAAAAUAAUAUACUUUGUAUUCAUAUUCAUCCAAAGCUCCCUUUCUUCACAAAGCUUCAUACUCAUUCUAAACUUGGCCUCUUCACUAUAAAUGAAGAAAGAAUUGAGUUAGUAAAUAAUACGGUUGGGAUGAACCCUUUCAGAAUCUGCCUCUCCAGAUUUGGAGGAUUUCCUUUCUGGCUCAGGCUAGUCCUGCAAAGCAAGACAAGCCAGGAGAAAAUCUAUAAAUUCUUGUGGACCCUCAGUUGUGUGCUGGCAAACUUCUUCAGCCUCCAUUUCUGGCAGCCAGCCUUCUUCCCUGUUCACUGCUGCUGGUGGCAACAGUGGGCAGGGGAGAAUGGGACUGCUUGUGAAUCCUGGGUGCACUUACCAGGGCUGUGGACACUGGGCCACUGCAAAGUGGACUGGAGUCAGGAAAGCCAGAACCAGGCAAUAUGCCGGAUCUUCUGCCCAAAAUGGAUUCCUUUCACAUGAAUACAUACAUCAUGUUUUGAUGAUAAGAAAUCUCAGUACUCUAAGCCAAAUUCGACAUACUAAUAACAUGUCUAAUUUGUUAGAAGUGUAAUAUAUAAUCAUCUUGCAAUUCCUAGCAUACAAGUUAUUAGGCCAAAACAUAGCUGGUGCACAUUUGGCUUGCAUCCCAAGAACUCCAAAUAAGUUCAGAAUUGUUUCUCAAACUGAUUUCCCCAUCCUUGUUACAAGCUGAGCUUCUAAACCAGAAUUUAACAUGAUGUAAGAUUUUGCUGCUCAAAGGGAAACAGCAUGCACAAUGGAGUUGGCUUGUAUAACACUUCUCAAGGCCAUAUUAUUAAAGGUGAAACUGCAUUUAAAAGUGCAUUGACAGUUAAACAGAUGUGCCCUAGUAGAAAGCUUUAUCUUCUAGCUGGAUAACUAUGGCAAUACCUGUUCUCCUUUUCUGUAAUAUACAAUAUGGGCAGAAUCCUUUUUGUGGUUAUUGAAGAUGCUCAGUUCUUCUUGUUUACUUCCCAGCCCCCUUAAAUUGGUGCAAUUUUUGCCUUCAUUUACUUCCCAGCCAUUAAACUUGUGUAUAUUUCUAUGGGUUUUUUUGAAAGAAAGAAAGAACAAAUGAACAGUUGGGCAACUGUAGCAGUUAAGUACUCCAAAAAGGAGCAGUGUUAAGUGUUAGGGGUAGGCGUUAAUAUCUCCUUUUUUAAGUAGCUGGAGACUGAAGGAAACAUUAAAAAGGGGGAGGGCACUGAGAACUGAUUGUCAGUUCAAUAAACAAAAAGAUGGGCUUGUUAAUUGGGUGAUACUGUCCCUUUUCUUUUGUGCACCUACUUUUUUCCCAUUUGCUGCUAGGCACUGGGACUAGCCCAUCUGCAUGCGUGCCUUGUCCUCUCUCUGACAGCAGAGUCAGACAAGAAAUUGAUCAGGGAAGGCUUGACAUACCAGAUAGCCAUCUUGUGUGCACUUGUGAAGGGCUGACAGUUCAAAAAGCUGCAAUGUUCAGGGGCCAACAAAGCAAAAUAAGACUCCAAUUGUGCAUUGGGGUUCCAAUUUAAAAAGGAAAAGCUAAGGAUAAGUGUUGGUCCUUGCAAAGUGCCAGGUUUGCAUUGGUGGAAGGGCAAUCAUUUGGUGAGAUCACCAAAACAAUUGGCAGAGGGUUUUGCUGUUCCUGCCAAGCAGAUCCAUUCUUGACAGCCCACAAUGAAGUUGUCAUGCUGUGUUUGGAUGACACAACAAGCUAUUGCGAGAAAGAGCAACCCUAAAACAAGCCAUGGGUUCUCAGUGUGGCUUCUAUGUAAAAUUAAUAAGCCACCUUACAGAAAUCAUGCCAGGUUUGGAUGGCAUAAAAGCCCACCAUGGCUGAUUAUCCAUGAUGGAUUCUUGUGUCAUGUGAACAAGGUGAUACACAAAGCAUAUUAAAGCUACAUUAAUGGCUCCUUAAUAAAUGCUUGGGAUUCCAAGAUCUUAAGUGCUAUCUCUUUAAAGAUAAUAUUUUACUGCAGUAUGGUAUAAAGCUGUUGUAUCUGACAAGCAUGCAAAGCUGGGAAGCGUAUGGUAAAAGGAAAAACAACUCAUUCAAUUGUUAAUGUCCAUUUACACAAUUUCUGAAAUAUUUCAUUGUUAUUAUCUACUGUCCCAUAAACUUGGAUUCAGAAUCAUAACUCCCUAAAAAUCCCAUAAAACGGAAUCAUAUACAAUAAGCUUACACACAUUUCAGGCUAGAUGUGGGUCACAAACUGCUCUUUGAGAAGGCAGUCCCUGACUCAAAAUGUGCCUUUUAACCAAGGGUGCAGUCCAAUCAGAAUGCCCAUACUCUUCCAAAAUAGGAGGGUUAUGGACAUUGUAUAUAGAGUGAAAGGAGUGUGCAAGCAAAGGUCACCUCCAUGCUCCUUUGUCUCCCAGAAAACAUUUGGAUGGAUGGCUGUCUCCAUGCAGUGCCUUGGAGUGGGAGAAGGCUGCAGCACUGCCAAGAUGCAUUGCAUCUUGGUGGUGCCAGACUUACCUUCCGUGCCCUGGGAUGCCUCCAGAAACAUGACUAAAGGGCUGCUAGAUGCUACUGGUUCAGUUCUUCCCAUGCUGGGAGACCAGGGGUUUGUUUAUUAGAUUUAUAUCCCACUUUUCCCUUACAACAAAGUCGAAAUGGCUCAUAUUUUCCUCCUCCUAUUCUCCAUCUUAUCUCCACAACAACCCAGUGAGGUAGGCUGGGCUGAGAGUCUGACUGGUCCAAAGUCACCCAGUUGGCUCCAUGGCUCAGCAAGGACUGAAGCCCAGAUUGUGUGGGUCUCAGUCCUGCGCUCUUAACCACUAUGCUACAUUGGCUCCCAUAGCUCAGGUGCCAGAGGUCCAAUUUCUAGUUACAAGGUCAGAGCAUUUUAGAACCUUAGGUUGGGAUCCAAGCAAUUCUGUGGCCAUCUAGAUGUUACCUAGUGUCCCAUUGGACUGUUAGGGUACAAUACAAUGCCCUCCACACACAGUGCAUGUAAGCUUCAGCCUGGGUUAUCCAGUGCGGCUGUAAGCAGUUUCUGCCAUCUUGCAUCCUGCACUUCAUUUAGACAGCUAUUUGCAGCCAUCCAGAUGAAGCACCAUGAAUGGAUAGGGAAGGAGGCUGGGGAACCACUUGAAUACAGUGCAAAUUGUCAUCCUGGGCCUUCUGCAUGCCCUGCUCCCUGCAUCCCCCCUUUUAGUCCCCUCCCAAGGCCAAUUUCCAACCUCAGCACAAUUCUUUCUGUGCCACUAGUGGAACGGGCAGGGCUUGGCCAUCAAAAUCCCAGCUCUGAAUAAUCCUGUACUGCAUCCAACAAUUUCAGGAGGCCCUGGGAUUAUGCCAGCAUAAUUUUACCAUUGUGGAUAACAUUUUCCCAGAUACCUAGCUUUUAAAGAUACUGCAUUGUUGGUUCAUUAAAAAUUAAAAGUUUAUUUUCAGCAUUAGCUAUAUAGCUUUUCCUUAUUCAGACUUUUCUGCCCAAGUGACCAGAUUUCUUUUGUAUGAUGUCAGUUCCCAGCAUUCACUGUAAACCAAUUUGUGUCCUAGCGUCAUCCCUUUAAUGUGAUCAGUAUAUUUUACUAAUUGACACUUCCAAAUUCCUAAUUGUGUAUUAAGUGUUUUAAGCAGCUCUUCAGUUGGUACUUCAUCAAGAAACACCUUAUUUUGUUUCAAGAGAGAUGAGUUAGCAGUUUUUAGUAGCAUUUCCAGUAAUUCAAAUAUAGGCUAUGAGAACCAUUGUCUUAAAAUCUGUGACAUAUGUAUUUUGGAAGGAGCUUCAGGAAGCCCUUUCUUUUAAAAUGAUUAGAGAUUUAAAAUUUAAAAAUUUGGUCUAUCUUGAACUAUCUUGAAUGGUUAUCUUAUGUUCUGUUUGCCCCAAACUUUGAGAAAAAAGUUCUCAUGAACAUGUGUAUAUAUUUUUGUAUACAUCUUGAUAAACAUAUGUUCACAUGCAAUUUUGUCUAAUGUACACUGAUUUUGCAAGCUGUUUUCCUAAUGUAGUGCAAUUGUGAACUUUGUUUUUACUAAUCCACAUUCUUGAGUGCAUUUUCUUCUAAAAUACAAAUGGUCAUACACUUUUUAAAUUUGAAAACUCACUUAAAAAAUCAGAGAAGUGUAACCUGUAAGAAGUAAGGUGUUUUGGUGUGUGUAUUAAAUCCAAUGUGUAAAUUUGGUAAGUUUGCAUUAAAGUACAAAUCGAAUGGAUUGCUCCUGCAACUCUAAAGUGUAUUAGAGAAAAUGAGAAUCUCUGCAUUGCCAUAUGCUGGCCUGCAGCUUUUGGAGCAAUCUUGAAGCUUAUUUUUGAGGAAUGUCUGGAUUGUAAAAGCUAGCCACAAUAUUUGUAGAGGUGCUGAGGCGUUGUCUGGAUGAGGUAAUGAAUAAGGGUUCAUAAAAUGAAGCAGAUCCCUGACAAGAUGGAGGUUAUUUGGGUAGGAAGUUCUUAGGACUAGGGAAAUCUCUGUUUAACUAGCUCAGGAUGGAGUUCUAUUCAUCUCCAAAGAACAGGUCUAGCUCCACAGUUCAGGAGUGCUCCUUGAUCCAUCAACUUCAGCCACUCCACAAAUUUCUGCUGAUCCUGGUCAGGAAUAGCUUGACUACAGUGAUUCAUGUUCUGGUAAUCUUCCAGUUGGAUUACCAUAAGACAUCAUAUUUGGGGCUACCCUUAAACGUCACUUGGUGGCUAGAAUUUUUAUUGGCUUAGCUAAGUAGAGCCAGGUUGCACCAAUUCAAAGAUGUAAUCUUCAGGUCAGGACUGUGUUCAUUAUCUAGGGAUUCUUUUAUAUUAAAUUCCAUUCAGGAAAUCCUGAGAUCCUAAUUUGUAUCACUCGGUAAUAGCCCCUCCCCCACACAAAGUAUGGGCAAACAACAAUGUUGAUUCAAAUUAACCAACAGUGUAUCAAGAAGAGGUUAGCAGUAUAGACCACCAAAAAAAGACCUGUGUGUCCAGGACUUUCCCAGCUGCUCUCAAGGCCUAGACCAGUGAUUCCCACAGUGGGCGGUAUCGAGUCCAGGUCCAAAGAUAUGGGGGGAGUUGUUUUAAAUUUGCAGAAGAGCAACUGUCCUAAUACAAAGAGAGAGGCAUAGGGGCACUAGAGUUGAUGCCCAAGAGGAAUGGGGUGGUAGCCCCAAAAAGUUUGGGACCCUCUUGUCUAAAUGUUCCAAAGUCUAUGUCUGAUGGACUUACAGUUAAUGAAAGGAUGCAAUGAAUGAGCAGGCAUCCAUUGCAUGAUUCACAAUGAUGUAGAAAUGUGAGAACAUUGUAAUAUAACUGGCUUCAGCAAGGGAUAGGGGCAAAUCAAGUAAACACCAGGGAAUUGGAAGCAUUGCAGUAAAGACUUUUAACCAGCAGGUGGCAGCUCCCAACAGGAAUUGCAAAGCCAGAUUGAUGCAUGUGGUGCUGGUACCUUAACUUUAGAAUACCAUCCCUAAGUCAGACUGGUGCUGAAAAUUAGAAUGUUUUUAGCAUGAGAUCAAUGCAUUUUUAUUUGUACUGAUGUUUUACAGUGAUGUAAUUGCUCCCCCCCCCGCAUGCCAGUCUUACGAUUUUGUUGCCUUUUAGUCUUAAUUGUUGUUUAAAGUUUGUUGUGUUGUUUUUAUAUUUAUGUAGUACUUUUAUUAUUGUAUGCCACAUAUAAUCUGUCAGGCUGAAGGGAGUUUUUGAAAGGCUGAAAUAAAUAAUGUAGACUUUUAUAAUUCUUUGUAUAAAACAGGCAUAAAUAACUACUCAUUUGGCAGUAAAACAUCUCUUCUGCCCUAAAGGA
Messenger RNA from Varanus komodoensis (Komodo dragon), 9668 nucleotides. It is a transcript of the gene RALA, whose product is annotated as RAS like proto-oncogene A. Gene Ontology annotation, molecular function: GTP binding; GDP binding; GTPase activity. Gene Ontology annotation, cellular component: plasma membrane. The transcript is spliced from 6 exons. Gene Ontology annotation, biological process: regulation of exocytosis; Ras protein signal transduction. NCBI's taxonomy places the organism in Eukaryota, Metazoa, Chordata, Lepidosauria, Squamata, Varanidae. The coding region runs from base 2508 to 3260 and encodes 250 amino acids. The record is from RefSeq and is a predicted model, not a curated record.